UGGAAUAGUCGAUAGCAGAUCGAGUCGACCAGUGUUCAGCGUGUUGUUGCAGCGUCAUCCUGUUUGAAUGAAGUUCUGACUACAAGAACGGAGGCAACUACGUUCGCGCCCCGGUGGAUAUAAAAAAAGGAAAUAGGGUUGAGGUGGGAAAAAAGGUGUCCAAAUAUGCCGGUGUUUACAGUGAAUGUGAAAUGGGGCAAGGAGAAGUUUGAUGCAGUUGAGCUCAAUACCGAGGAGCCACCCAUGGUUUUUAAGGCUCAGCUCUUUGCCCUGACAGGAGUUCAACCUGAGAGACAGAAGGUCAUGGUGAAGGGAGGCACUCUAAAGGAUGAUGAAUGGGGAAACAUCAAACUGAAAAAUGGAAUGACACUGUUGAUGAUGGGCUCUGCAGAUGCUCUGCCUGAAGAGCCUGCUGUCCGGCCCAUGUUCGUAGAGGACAUGACUGAGGAGCAGCUGGCAUCAGCUAUGGAGCUGCCUUGUGGGCUAACAAACUUGGGUAACACCUGUUAUAUGAAUGCUACAGUGCAGUGUCUGCGCUCUGUGCCAGAGCUUAAAUCUUCCCUUAAAAGGUAUUCAGGUGCACUGCGACCCUCAGGGGCAAAUGCACCAUCCCAGUACAUCACAGCAGCCCUUCGUGACUUAUAUGAGACCAUGGACAAGACUUCCUCUAGCCUUCCACCCAUCAUCUUACUCCAGUUCCUUCACAUGGCCUUUCCACAGUUUGCUGAAAAGGGAGACCAGGGACAGUAUCUCCAGCAGGAUGCCAAUGAGUGCUGGCUGCAAAUGAUGAGAGUCCUUCAACAGAAGUUGGAGCCUCUAGAGCCAGAAACUCCGAUGGAGACUGAUUCUGAAAGCGGAGCUGCUUCUGCUUCUACAAAGAACUUUAUUGACCAGUAUUUCGGUGUGGAAUAUGAAACCACAAUGAAAUGUACAGAGUCUGAAGAGGAAGAGCCCACCAAGGGCAAGGAGAGCCAGCUCCAGCUCAGCUGCUUCAUCAACCAAGAGGUCAAGUACCUGGCCACAGGACUAAGGCUGAGACUGCAAGAAGAAAUCACAAAAUUGUCUCCAUCCUUGGACAGAAAUGCCCUAUAUAUAAAAUCUUCAAAACUCAGCCGUCUCCCUGCCUACCUGACAAUUCAGAUGGUUCGUUUUUUCUACAAAGAAAAAGAGUCUGUCAAUGCCAAAGUCCUUAAGGAUGUCAAGUUUCCCCUCAUACUGGAUGUCUAUGAGCUGUGCACCACUGAGCUGCAAGAGAAAAUGUUGCCUGUCAGGUCAAAAUUCAAGGAGAUGGAAGACAAAAAGCUAGAGCAAAAUCAAAAGAAGUUGGUGAAGAAGCCAGGUACAGGGAAAGAAGUGAAAUACGAGCCUUUCUCAUUCGCUGAUGACCUUGGUUCCAACAACAGCGGCUACUAUGACCUGCAGGCAGUGCUGACGCACCAGGGCCGCUCCAGCUCCUCAGGUCACUACGUGGGGUGGGUCAAGAGGAAAGAAGAUGAAUGGGUUAAGUUUGACGAUGACAAGGUGAGUGUGGUUUCUCCAGAGGAUAUCUUGCGACUGUCUGGCGGUGGAGACUGGCAUAUAGCGUACGUUCUGCUCUACGGCCCCCGACGACUGGAAGUACUUGAAGAGGGACAGUAGCCACAGAGGUCAAAUAAGAAAAAUACAACAUCCAACACAUAAUUUGCCAUUUCCAAGCACUGUCUGCAUAGAUGUGCAAUAAAUUUGGGUGACUUUAAAGUUUUAAUGACUUUUAUUUUUUUCAUUUUUUUGUAACUGACACAUGCUUGUAAAACAAAUUGUCAAAUGGAGUUAGGUAUUCUACUAGAGCAAGAUUUGCAAAUUUUAAGAGGCAAUCUCUGGACUGGAUCCUUGAAAAGAGGUUUGAAGUCUUAGCCCUGCAGUUUCAUUAAAUGUUUUGUACACAUUGUAUGUUUUUUAAAGCCUUUGAGGAGGUGCUCAUGUCAUAGAAGCAAAGUAUUGCUUUGUAAUCAACUUGUAAAGAAAUUCUUGGCCAAGUAAUUGUCCUUGGAGACAUUCUGGCUUGUAUCUUUCUUAGUCACUUGUAUCAUGGAUUUCUUAUUUUUUGCUAGUAAGAUCACACUCUUGUUCACUGGUCGACCCUCUGGUUAAGUUGGGCUUUUGUUCACUAGUCGACGCUCUGGUUAAGUUGGGCUUCAAUCUCAGGUCUUUUUUUCUUUUGAGUCGGUAUUCCUGGCUUGCAUCAUCUCCUGGAAUUUUUCCACAAUGACAGGGAUGACGUCCUUCCCUCAAUUCUUCUUCAAUGCUGUUUUUGGGGGAAAUGAGUGUAGGCUGACUUAAAGCGGAGAGCCGUUUGCGGUUAAAUGAGCGCAAGACUUGAGAUCCAACCAAGGUUUGAUAAGCCUUAUGUAUUAUUGUCGAUGUUGGAAUUGACUUCAGAGUUUUUGAAUUUAUGCUCUGACAUGCUAUGCUUCACUUUUUCAUGCAAUUUCCCCGCCACACUGUAAAACCUCAAACCAUCAACACACUCUGUAAUAAGUUAUUGACUGAUGGCUUUUCAUAGAUGGUUAAAAUAAACUUAUACCCA
Lampris incognitus (smalleye Pacific opah) is the source of this 2566-nucleotide messenger RNA. It is a transcript of the gene usp14, whose product is annotated as ubiquitin specific peptidase 14 (tRNA-guanine transglycosylase). Gene Ontology annotation, molecular function: protein binding; proteasome binding; cysteine-type deubiquitinase activity. The transcript has 16 exons. Lineage: Eukaryota; Metazoa; Chordata; Actinopteri; Lampriformes; Lampridae. The coding region runs from base 166 to 1638 and encodes 490 amino acids. Gene Ontology annotation, biological process: regulation of proteasomal protein catabolic process; protein deubiquitination; proteasome-mediated ubiquitin-dependent protein catabolic process. The record is from RefSeq and is a predicted model, not a curated record.